Messenger RNA from Cyphellophora europaea CBS 101466, 1596 nucleotides. RefSeq lists its product as uncharacterized. NCBI's taxonomy places the organism in Eukaryota, Fungi, Ascomycota, Eurotiomycetes, Chaetothyriales, Cyphellophoraceae. The record is from RefSeq and is a predicted model, not a curated record. The coding region runs from base 1 to 1596 and encodes 531 amino acids. Gene Ontology annotation, biological process: regulation of transcription regulatory region DNA binding; DNA repair; subtelomeric heterochromatin formation. The transcript has a single exon. Gene Ontology annotation, cellular component: nucleus; nucleosome. Gene Ontology annotation, molecular function: histone H3K79 methyltransferase activity; histone binding.
AUGUCGACAUCCGGUACUGUCCCGUCUCUUCUCUCUCUCAAAAAGAAGAAGCCGCCGCCAAAGAUGAUGACCAAAGUGGAGAGAAUUGUAACCAAGAAACCUAUCCCUCCUCCGGUGCAGGCUCCGCCGCGGCAACUGAAGCCGGCAGCGAAGCCGGCGAACGGGCUCGGGCGCAAGGAAGCAACACCACGACGAUCGCAUACUCCGGCUUCAUCUCGCCCGAGUAGUAAGGAACCGGUCGAGCGCAUCAAGCAGGAGCGGUCGAGACCCAACAAGAGGGCUUCGCCGACAGUAUCGACGCCCCAAUUCACAUCUGAUGAUGAGGAUGAAAAAGAGGAGGCCCAGCCUAGAAAGCGCGCCCGCGUCGAGCAAGUGAUUGACCCGAAUCGCCGCAUACGAGAUUCGGACGCCUUCACCGGGACUGGAGUCGACCUUGACAGGGUACAUGCCUGUGAGAUCGCAAACAGUAACCUGGAGGAGCAUAAUCGCAGUCAAUAUGUACCUUUUUUUACGGCGCUGAUGGAGGGAGAGAGGGAGGAGCCUGAUGUGUACCUUCAAUACCCUGGGGCUGCCGCGAAUCCGGAGAAGUAUCAGCUGGUAAGACCAGUCGAUUCAAGUGACUUCAGACCAAUCACCGAGAUCUUCGAGACCAUGAAAGUAGUCUCCGAAUACUACCUCGACGACGCAAGUGCGGAGAGAGUUUUCUGUGAAGAAGACGGCUCAGGUCUGUAUCAGAAGCUCAAACGACCACUCAUCCACGCGGAACGCGGCAAGGUUGGGGCUCAGACCAGCUUUAUCGAAAUUAUCGAGGAAUACAACAGGCUUAUCGUCGCGAAGAGAGCUGAUGGUACCAUUGCUACAACGAUCGACAGCAUGCAAAACAUCCCCCUCAGUCUCAUCAACCACAUCAUCAAGAAUCAGAUCUAUUCACGCACCGUUUCGCCGAGCGUGCAUCUCGUUCGGCAAUAUGAAGGCUUCUCAGACAACGUUUACGGCGAGCUGUUGCCGAUGUUCCUCUCGAAGAUCUUCAAGGAAACCAAGCUGCGUUCCGACCAAAUCUUUGUUGAUCUUGGCUCCGGUGUCGGCAAUUGCGUACUUCAAGCCGCGCUCGAGACGGGCUGCGAAGCUUGGGGCUGCGAGAUGAUGGACAAUCCUGCCAAGCUGGCUGAUCUACAAGCACAAGAAUUUCCUGCUCGAUGCAAACUGUGGGGUCUGAAGCCGGGUCCCAUCCAUCUCAUUCACGCCGAUUUUCUGCAGAAUGACCAGAUCCGUGAGGUUCUUAAGCAAGCUGACGUGAUCUUGAUCAACAAUCAAGCCUUCACUGCCGAGCUUAAUGACAAGCUCAAGAACUACUUUUUGGAUCUCAAGGAAGGAGCGCAGAUUGUGAGCCUCAAGUACUAUCGUGAUCCUCUUCACCGGAUUAAGGAGAGCAAUCAGUACGACCCGGUGAACGUGCUAAAGGUCAAGGAGAUGGAGCGGUUCAGUGGCAUGGUGUCGUGGACAGAUGAUCCUGGCAAGUGGUAUCUGCAAACAAAGGAUACCAAAGAGUUGAGAGACUUUGAGAGCAGAACGAAGCUUAAUGGGCACCGUUUAUGA